ACCGCCUUGCGGCCCUGUGUACUCGUUAUAGUGCUCCAUAACGAGCUUGCAGUGUCUUCCCUCCCCAAGUACAAAGCGCGCCAAUCCCCUCAGUGCAUCAAUUCCGAAAUCCGGAAACAGCGGCAAUGGCGGCUAGCCCGACACUGCGCGCCGCUUUCGCGUCCUCUCCUAUCGCCGGGCCGCUCUCGACAUGUAGAUCGCACCGCUCAUCGACCCCCGCGAACGCUAGCUGGCUACAUAUUCCGUCUGGUUACCACCCGCGCUGCUCCCAGAUUCUCGCCCCCUGCAGCGGUGCCUCUAUAAGCGGGGAGGAGCUUUGCUCGCGAGGGCUCGUCUCAGGAUCUCGUUACUAUGACCGCGGGUUUAGUCACACCUUGUCAGGGUGGAAGGGCAGCAGCAGGCGUGGGGGAGCGAACCGAGCAAGCGGGGUGGCCAGAGCCGCUGAUCCAUCGGGCUCUUCCCAAGCAAAGCAGGAAUUUUCUUUCACCGACGAGGGCCCCUCAGUGGAGAUCCGCGUGCCCAUCCCCUCCUCUCUCCGGCCAAUCCAGUCGCGCCACGUGGCAGUGAAGGUGGAGGAGGAUGCGCUGGCAGUGGCUGUAGCGCCGCCAGCUGGCUUCGGCAGCAAGGAGGCGAAGGAGCGGUCGCUGCUGGUGGCACGACCGCUGUACGGGCGAGUGAAGGCCAGUGAGAGCGUGUGGUAUAUCGACGAUGCAGAGAUUGUUAUCACUCUCGUCAAACAACCCCAUCCCUCCUCUCCUUCCUCCUCCUCCUCGACUCCCUCUCAACCAUCCUCUCCCACCCUCCAACAACCACCACCUGCACCUUCCGAGCCUGUCUUCCAGGCUUGGCCGACCCUGCUUCAGGGUUGGGCGGCACUGACCGAGGCGGUGGCCAAUCAGCUGAAGAGCUGCUCUGUGCUGCUGGUGGGCGGUAGCUCUUGUCUGAAUGCGGCUGUUGCUGCAGAGCUGGCUACAGGGUUAGGAUAUGCACCAAUGGUGACUCAGCAGCUGGUGGAGCAACUAGCCUCUGCAACCAUUGAUGAGGUUGCCAGGGAAGAGGGGCCCGAAUCAGUGGCUCAGGCGGAGACUGCCCUAUUGGAUCACCUCUCGUCAACACUGCGAGUGGUGGUUGCGACCAUGGGCCAGCCCUACGGGGCGUCACUGCAGGCUGACAGCUGGCGGUUCAUCCACGGGGGGAUUGCGCUGUGGCUGGACGUGAAAGGAGAUGCAGACUCCCCGCCAGACCCGCAUUUCACCUCGAGAGCUGACGUGGCGAUUAGACUGCAUUUGCCAUCGGAUUGGACCACAGAGGACGGGGUGAGCGCUGACGUGGCGCGGGCGGCGGCAGAGGGAGCACUGACAGCUGUCAAAGCGGCAUUGGAUGCUGAUCCUCAGCUGCCAGGAAAGAAGAGCCUGUAUGUGCGAAUGGGCUGCAGGGGCGACUGGCCUGACCUUAUGCCGCCUAGUUGGGACCCCUCUGCAGAAAAUAAUGAAACUAGCAUUGGAGGGGGGGAAGACAGCAAGUGAUUGGAAGAAAGUGUUCUAGAUAGAACGCAUUCUGAGUUAUUCGCCAGGAAGGACGGAAAGCUUCAAAAGAGUAGGGUUAUAAGCUGUAAUAUAUCUGAUCAAGCCUUGGGAGGGCAUGUGCCUGCCAGGAUCCUCAAUGAACUUGAUAAAAGCACAUGCCUCCGUGUGCCCAUCAGCAGCAAGUGCCUUAAGCAUGCGCUGAGGCACCGUGUGUGCGUGAGUUGCAUACCACUCCCCCUUUUCUGGGGUUGGGCCAGAUGGCCAAAUCAAAGAGAACGAUUCCCUUCGGAUUGGGGAUGGGGGUCUUGAUUGGAAACAUGACACGGUGAGCCAUUUUGUGUCAACAUUCAUACAUGUGGUAGGAAAUAUACGAACUAUUAGUUA
Molecule: messenger RNA, 1910 nt
Organism: Closterium sp. NIES-67
Lineage: Eukaryota; Viridiplantae; Streptophyta; Zygnematophyceae; Desmidiales; Closteriaceae
Source: the annotation of a GenBank genome assembly